AUGUGCACGAUAGCCCACCGUACUGCGUAUUUCUCGCACAAGCUGCUUCAUAAUGACAUCAAUCCGCGUUCCGUCUGUCUGCACGUGAAUGAUCCAAGUGAUGAGAGUGUCAUACCGUUUUGGAAUGCGGAUGGAACGCCUCCCAUACGCCAAGCGAUGCUCUGCGGCUGGAGAUUCGCAAAACACAUGGACCCUGAACACAAGAAGACCAGUAUAGAUUCUCGCCAAAAACGCACGGUACUACCUAGCUGCGUACCCAACUGGCUGCAGCCAGAUUGCCUGCCUUCCCAUCGCCUAGACAUAUCUCAGGAGAGAUUCCAGGUGGAGGACUGGUCUUCCACCUGCAGUGCGUGCUUUUCAGAUUACUUCAACCAUCCGCCUAUUGUGAAUGGUCUUGCAAAUCUCGCCUCAAAGCUAUCGCCUCCGGGCUCCUUGAAAAUUAAACCCAAUGGUAGCAAGUCUGCCACUUUCCCGGAAAAUCCUGUCACACACGAUGACAUGAUCUUAGUGCUGAAAGAUAUCGUAGCAGAGCUCCCAGUAGAACAACCACCGUCGGAAGAUGAUGUCUGA
Suillus discolor is the source of this 570-nucleotide messenger RNA. RefSeq lists its product as uncharacterized. NCBI's taxonomy places the organism in Eukaryota, Fungi, Basidiomycota, Agaricomycetes, Boletales, Suillaceae. The transcript has 2 exons. The record is from RefSeq and is a predicted model, not a curated record. Bases 1 to 570 code for a protein of 189 amino acids.